Messenger RNA from Hemicordylus capensis (graceful crag lizard), 933 nucleotides. RefSeq lists its product as uncharacterized. The record is from RefSeq and is a predicted model, not a curated record. The transcript has a single exon. Gene Ontology annotation, biological process: deoxyribonucleotide biosynthetic process. Gene Ontology annotation, cellular component: cytosol. NCBI's taxonomy places the organism in Eukaryota, Metazoa, Chordata, Lepidosauria, Squamata, Cordylidae. Gene Ontology annotation, molecular function: ribonucleoside-diphosphate reductase activity, thioredoxin disulfide as acceptor. The coding region runs from base 1 to 933 and encodes 310 amino acids.
AUGAAUUACAGCGAGAACACCCUAGCCACCCAAUUCUCAGCAGGUUUAUUUUAUAAGGACACGGCCGACCAUCAGGACGUCCGAACCUUGGACGGUGAAAAUUCUGGAUUUAUAGAAAGGUCCAGUUUUACAGCCAGAAGCUGGAAGGUAGACCUGCUGGGGCGUCUUCAUGCAGAUCUGUUUUUUCAAGAAAAACUACUGUUAAACGGUGUAGAUGUGAAAAUUAAGCUAACACGCAGCAAGGAUGCAUUCUGUUUGAUGGCUAAUGGGGCUAACCCCAGAUAUAAGUUGCAGAUAGUGUCAGCUUCUCUCUUUAUCAAGAAAUGUUACCUGAACCCUGUUGUGAGUUUAGCACAUGCAGAGGCUUUGCUCACAGCCAAUGCGAAAUACCCUGUGGAUCGUGUGAGUAUGAAAGUGUUUAGCAUUCCGAUUGGAAGUCGUGUCAGCAAUCAGGAAAAUUUAUUUUUAGGACAACUACCAAAAACUGUCAUAAUUGGUUUUGUGGAUAAUGAUGCCUUUAGCGGAACAUUCUCUAAAAACCCCUUCAAUUUCAAGCAUUAUAAAAUUAACUUUGCAUGUCUUUAUAUGGACAGCACCCCUGUGCCCAUGAAGCCUUACCAGCCUGACUUUCAAACCGGUAAUUGUGUCCGCGAGUACAUGGGCCUUGCGCAGGCCACUGGUAAGCAUCUGGAAGAUAGAGCACUGCUCAUUAACAGGGAAGAAUAUAGGAAGGGCUACACACUGCUAGCUUUUGAUCUGACUCCAGACCAAGAAUGUGGGGGUCACUAUUCCCUGAUUAAAACUGGGAACCUGAGAGCAGAAAUACGUUUUGCCAGACCCCUACCGACAACAAUCAACAUGCUUGUGUAUGCAGUAUUCAAUAAUCUCAUAGAAAUAAAUCACAGGAGGAAUGUGCUGUUUGACUAUAUGUGA